Messenger RNA from Dovyalis caffra, 438 nucleotides. NCBI's taxonomy places the organism in Eukaryota, Viridiplantae, Streptophyta, Magnoliopsida, Malpighiales, Salicaceae. The record is from the annotation of a GenBank genome assembly.
AUGGAUGUGAAUUCACUCAUGCCAAAGGGUGCAACAUAUUCUGGAUUGCUUGUUUUUCUCUCCAUAAAUUGCCCUUCAUUUUAUGAGAAUGCCUUGUUUUGUUCUUCAGAAGAAGAGAUCGAAUCGAUCAAGAGAUGUGGAUUCGUUCACAAGGAAGGGCUUUAUGCGAUUUUCGAUGGUCACUCCGGUCGUGAAGCUGCAGAAUAUUUGCAAUCACAUCUGUUUGAUAACAUCUUGAGUGAGCCUGAUUACCAGGCAAAUCCGAAACGUGCAAUCAAGAGGGCAAGAUGUAAGGUUACUGAUAAUGAGAUUUUGGAUGGAGUAGUGGCUGAAUUCAUAAUUUUGGGGAGUGAUGGCUUGCGGAAGGUGAGAAAGAUUAAGGGUUUACUUUGCCUAACCUCUGCAAAUUGUUACCUUGGUGGCUGCAUAUCUGAGUGA